CAUAACAAGUCGGCUCAUAAAAUCGUCGAACAAUUUAUCAUCAACUGUUGAUUCCGACAAACGGAUUUUUAAUAUUGUAACUAAUGUGAUUGUGAAAUGGCGGAGAAAGUGAAAAAGAAGCCACCAUUCUUUACACUGAAGAGAUGGCACAGUCAGAAGCAAAGCGAAGAACACAAUGGUCGGACACCGACUACGCCACAGAUACAAAAUUCGGCGCAAUUUUUCAAGUCAACACCCUCACAAACACGUACACCAAGUACUCCCGCUAUGGAUACUAAGCCUAGAAAAAUAUCCGCAGGAGGGAUAAAGGAAUUAGUACAAUGUCCGCUUUGUUUAGAAGUGUUGCACAAUCCCAAGAUGUUGCCGUGUCAGCAUACAUUUUGCCAGGCGUGUCUCACUGUAUAUGUGGAUGCUGAGCCGAUAAUCGACUGUCCGAUAUGUUGCACGAAAAUACAAGUGCAGGGAACAAACUUUGUGGACGAGCUACCGUCGAACUUGUACAUCGAUACACUACUGCAGAUGGUUGGCAUUAGUACUACGAAAUCUAAACAGCCUGUGACCCCGCCGUCGACACCGGCUGGACUACAGACUGUUGAUUUGUUUGCUGGAGGAAGUCGCUGCAAUCAUUGUCGCUCCAUGUGCGACACUGCUGAUGUCACAACGUGCGAACACUGCAAAUUGAAAUUCUGCAAAGUAUGCUGGUCGCAACAUAUGGAGGACAUGCGGACUCAAAUCGGCUCUAUCUUGAAGCAACUCGACUCUGCUGCUAAUAGACUUGAACAUAAGAUUGAAUAUUAUAAGGAUCGUUGUGAGCGUAUCACAGAACAAAUAAAUAUUGUAGCUGAAGAGAAAAUCAAUGCAAUACUCGAAGCUAAAGAGAAUUUACUGCAAGAGGCGUCAGAGCUUACCAAAGCUGGUGACAUGUCUGCGCUCGCGCUGCAGUCUUCUUUGCAAGAAGCGAAGGAAGUGGCCACUAAAGCAAUGACUGCUAAAGAACCUGUUGAUGAUAAUGAUAAAGUGACGAUAUUUAUAAAUCUCCAUCAAAACGCUCUGCAACUGCUGACGGAGGUGUCCAAAUGGGACGCCAAUCGUUUCGUUUUCGACAAGGAAAACUUCUGCAUAGAAUCGGACGCCGCGACGCCGUUGGAUGCCGAGUCCGACGACCCGCUGCCGGAGGACGCCAAACACAACAACCCAUUAGAGAACGAAGACAGUUUGAUACUUUAUUACAGGUCUCGUAAUUUCACUCCGCACUACGUAUGGCGUAAGACAGCGCGUCCCUGCGGCGUCGGCAUCGGGCCGUGGAGCGAGCACCUCUACAUCUGCGCCACGGACAGCCACAGCGUGCUGGUGGUGGAGCGCGCGCAGGCCCGCACUGUCAGCCGACUCUCCUGCGAUGACAUGCUGUGUCCUGUACACAUCGCCUUCCUCAAGAACUUGGGGGAAAUAUACGUCACAGAUAAAUGGAAGCACUGUAUCCACGUGUUCUCGAAGGAAGGCGAGCACUUGCGGUCUCUGGGGCAGAAAGGCAGUCGCGUGGGACAAUUUCGGUCGCCGGAGGGCAUCGCAACAGACAACGUUCAACAGCUGAUAUACGUCGUCGACACCGGCAAUGAUAGAGUACAGAUCCUCCAACCUGAUGGCAAAUUUGUCGAUCAAAUAGGAGUAGCAACAAAACAGCAAUCGUCUAAUACAGCUAGCGUUUGGGAUACUAAAGAAAUACUAUGCACGGAAUUAAACGCACCUACAGCAGUUGCGAUCUCAAAUGACCGAGUUAUAGUAUUAGACAGUGGGAAUAGACGGGUUAAAGUUUAUAACAAACAGGAUAAAAGCAAAGUAUUGGAGUUCGGUUCUUUAGGUCAAAGGAAAGGGCAAUUUAGACAACCUGAGGUCUUAACUGUUGAUCCAUUGGGUUUCAUUCUGGUGGGAGAUUCAGGUAAUUGUAGGGUCCAGGUAUUCAAACCCAACGGUCAAUUGGUGAGAGUUUUCGGUAGAUUGGGAACCGAGGCGGGUAAAUUCGGAUGGAUAUCAGGUAUCCAUGUUACCAAACAACUGGAUAUCAUUGUUAGUGAUACUAAAAAUCAUAGCGUCAAUUUCUUUUAAAUAAAACCACAAUAAAACGUUAUUAUUUUUAUUUAAAAUAAAAUGUUAUUUA
Messenger RNA from Papilio machaon (common yellow swallowtail), 2155 nucleotides. Its product is annotated as RING finger protein nhl-1. The coding region runs from base 97 to 2103 and encodes 668 amino acids. Lineage: Eukaryota; Metazoa; Arthropoda; Insecta; Lepidoptera; Papilionidae. The record is from RefSeq and is a predicted model, not a curated record. The transcript has 9 exons. Gene Ontology annotation, molecular function: ubiquitin protein ligase activity; protein binding. Gene Ontology annotation, biological process: protein polyubiquitination; proteasome-mediated ubiquitin-dependent protein catabolic process.